GGCACCAAGAAGAUGAAGCACAAGGGCUACAACUGGCAUGAGAAAUGUUUCUCUUGUCACCGUUGCCAGCAGCCCAUUGGCACCAAAACCUUUGUGCAGAAGGAGGGGAGCAACUACUGCUUGCCCUGCUAUGAGAAGCAGUUUGCCCUGCAGUGUGUUGACUGCAAGAAGCCAAUCACCACGGGAGGAGUGACCUACCGUGACCAGCCCUGGCACAAAGACUGCUUCGUGUGCAUCGGAUGCAAACAGCAGCUGUCGGGCCAACGGUUCACCUCUCGGGACGACUUUGUCUACUGCCUGAACUGCUUCUGCAACCUGUUUGCUAAGAAGUGUGCCUCCUGUACCACCCCAAUCAGCGGUCUGGGCGGCAGCAAGUACAUCUCCUUUGAGGAGCGCCAGUGGCACAACGACUGCUUCAACUGCAAGAAGUGCUCUGUGUCUCUGAUCGGUCGGGGUUUCCUGACUGUCCAUGAUGACAUCCUUUGCCCCGAUUGUGGCAAAGACAUCUGA
Lampris incognitus (smalleye Pacific opah) is the source of this 510-nucleotide messenger RNA. Its product is annotated as four and a half LIM domains protein 2-like. NCBI's taxonomy places the organism in Eukaryota, Metazoa, Chordata, Actinopteri, Lampriformes, Lampridae. Gene Ontology annotation, cellular component: nucleus; Z disc. The record is from RefSeq and is a predicted model, not a curated record. The transcript has 3 exons. Gene Ontology annotation, molecular function: transcription coregulator activity. The coding region runs from base 13 to 510 and encodes 165 amino acids.